CGAGGAGCACUUGUAUGUAAACAAGAGAGAAAAAAAGUACGUUACGAAGACAACCAUGUGACGUCAUAAGACUACAGCAAGUAUGUCCGCACGCAAUAGUGUUGAGACGUUGCCCUUCUGGUUCAAUACCAUCUGCUAACCCUACAUGGCCGAAACUUUGACCACUUGAUAGCUCCCCUUCAACCAUCAACAAUUCUGUCCGCACUCAUCUUUUUCUCUGUCUGUCUGGUGGAAAUGGAAUUGAUUCUACUGGUUGGUGCUUGGGGCGUGUCUGGCGCGGAGAGAUGUCUGUUGAAUGUUCCAUGUUUUAGUCAAGACAGCACAUUGCUAUGAAACUUGAAAACAAAUGUUCCAAUGUUUCUUUCUAUUCAUCCAAUAGCUAAGUGAGCAUGGAACAGAUUCCCAAUAAAGACACGCCGACAACUGAAGAAGACAAGAAGGAAGAAUCAGUGAAACCAACUUCCUACAAAGAGACGUUGUUGAACGCAUGUGAUGAAGCAGCGGAAAUUGCCAAAACUACAGCCCAUCAUCUUUACACUUCUGCAAAAAGUGCUGUUGAAAAUGUAGCUGAAAAAGUUCAAAGCUACACCAACACUUUAUCAAAGACUUCAACGGGCAUUCAUAAAGUCAACUCGACUUCGGUAGAUCCAGAAAUUCCCUUCUCGUACCCAGAUAUCUGCAUCAAUCCAUUCAGCAACGAUAUAGCAUACCCCAUACUACCUCUGUGUGUUGCAACCCCUGGAGGCUUUCCAGCAGAAAAUCAGAGAUUAGAACAAAGAAUUCCGGUCAAUCCUAAUUCUACAACGUAUCCUGGCUCUUUCCCUUGGCCUCUUGAUUGCCUGUCAUCAUAUCCAUAUCCAUUGCCAUCAGCUCUCCUUUACUCACAAUUAUUUUACCCGCCACUUUUGCAUGAAGCUGUGAACUCUCCCUAUUUACAGUUGCCCGCAUGUCCAGAGAAACUCGUCAAGAAAAGAAAACAUUCCAAAAAGAAGAAGAGAAAGAAACGUGUUCGUCAUGUCCACUUAGAGGACAAUGAACCGUACAGCUGGUCUCAUCCUGCAGUCAGGAAAGCCAAAUGGUGGAGUGUGUGGAAUCAUAUGGAUGACAGACAAGACUCGAUCCAAGCACAUCCAGUCAAGAGUCUCAUGCCAACCUUUUAUCAAUAUCCCCAGCAAGAUACUGCCUCAGUUUAUCAAGUAGCUGGAAGUUAUGGCCUCUCCCCAGGUCCGUCAGAAAAGAAACACGUAGCACAUAGGAGACAACUGAACACAAGGAAAAGGCUGGGGAGACCAAGGUCAACCCUGUCCAACGAUUGGGAUCUAGAGGAGCCGUGUACUGGACACCGAUCAGAAGUGGAAGAGACGGGGAUUGACGGCCCUUACAUGAGAAGAUGUUCAGUGACAAGAUCUACUUCAGUCAGCGAUACAAAUAAAUCACUUGGACAAGAGGAAUAUGAGCCUAAGCGUACGCCUGAGCCGCGGGUUCGUUGCCAUGACGACGAAGUGACGGAAGUGAACGCCACAUUUGUUCGUAGCUUGCAAGUGAAAGUAAAAAGCAGAAAAAAGAAUUGUUUGAAAAUCAAACGUUUUAACGUGGACGUCCAGUCGGCCCAGUUACUCAGCUCUUUGUUGUGCUGUGAUAAAAGCCCAUCCCCUCAGAAAGCUGAACGCUCCAGUUUAAAAGAAUUCUUAACAGAAACUCAAGUCUGCGAGCCGCGGAAACACAACAAAUGCAGCCGCAAUCCUUGUAAGUCUGAAGACUGCUUUCUGGUCACCUCUAGCUGUUGCCAUGCCAACCAAGGAAGACACUUAAAACAGUUAAUGUCUCAUUUUUAUGAAGAUCUCGUCAAUUUACCCGACAGGACGUGUCCGACUGGCGUCAACUUACCGGACAUGACGUGUCCGACUGGCGUCAACUCGAACAAAAGUAACACAGUACUGACAGGUCCGUAUAACGAGCCGCUAGCCCAGAGCUGUACACCUGAACAGAUAGUUGCAUGUCAAACAAAGAAUCCGUGUCCAAGAAAUAAUGAGGCCAAGAACUGUAAAAAGACAAGGUCCCCUUGCAAGCCUGAGAAGUGUGACAAGCUUGAGAAAGACUUUGAUGAGCUGAGAUUUCCCUGCCCUGACGUAGAUUGUUGUAUGGGAGGAGUGUUACGACUGAAGAAACAAAGCAAGCUCAAAAGUAAGUCUCACUCAUUUCAUACAUCUAACAACGAUGAAUCUGAAAAAUCAAAUGAACAAAUGUCUGAAGAUCUCACAGAAUCCUCAAACAAUGAAAACAAUAUUUACACAGCAGACAUGGCAAUGAUUAAAAAGAAAACCAGGAAAAAGAAUCGUUCCGGAAAUAAAAUGGAACUUUCUUAUACCGGGCCAAAUGGAAGUGCGCCUGGGUUGUCAUUGUGUCAAAAAUUUCUGAUCUCUUCUACUGCAGCCUGUAAUGUAACUGUGUCUCAGAAUAUUUCAACCAAUCCAAACGCUCCAUGUCCGAGUCCUUCCCUACAGGAAGCCACUUCUGCUCCUGUAGUCUAUGGUAUUUACGAUUCACAGAAACAAUUAAAAGGUCACCAUCUGGUCUACAACAUUCAUGGCGGUGUUUCCGGCGACAAUAAAAACAUGCGCAAGAGAGAGAAAAUUUCGUACGUCUGCUCUGAUAGGAAGGUCAAAUCUCGUCCUAUAAGAUCUAAACUGAUUGGUAGGCAGUGCAGUAGACUUCAUUGCAGCAUCCUAUCCCCAUGUAAUGGUUCACCUCUGAAGACUUCUCUAGAUGAUUGUGAUCUUAGACAAUGUACACGGCCAGAAAAUGACCAAGAAAUCAGUCCAGAUUCUAAUGUUUCAGUCUCUUCCAGUGAACACUGUUACACGUGCAGCGAACGAAACUCCAGGUGUUUCCAGUCUCCUGAACGUAGUAAGCCAAUGUUUGAGUUUGGGCUGAGUCCAUGCCAAGAACUGAUCCAUUGGGACUGUGGCAAGAAAAGAACAAAGGUUGGCGGAAAAUGUUUGCAUGAAAACAAGAAAGUGUGUUAUGUGUCUAAAUGUGGAAAGAAAACACACCAUCGUUGUCCACACAAGUAUAAUUGUUGUCUAAAAGCCAAAUGUUUAGGACCAAACUAUGAAUGUCGUCCAUUGUUAACAUGUUUGGAGCAAAGAAUUGAGUGUGGUCAAAUACCAGAGUGUUUGCAAAAAACAUAUGAUUGUUGUCUAAUGCCACCAUGUUCAGAUCAAACAUAUGAUUGUUGUCUAAUGCCACCAUGUUCAGAUCAAACAUAUGAUUGUUGUCUAAUGCCACCAUGUUCAGAUCAAACAUAUGAUUGUUGUCUAAUACCACCAUGUUCAGAUCAAACAUAUGAUUGCUGUCCAGUGCCUGAAUGUCCAAUGCCAAAAUGUUCAGAUCAAACAUAUGAUUGCCGUGCAGUACCUAAAUGUCCAGUACCUAAGUGUUCAGAUCAAACAUAUGAUUGCCGUCCAAUGCCUAAAUGUUCAGAUCAAACACAUGAUUGCCGCCCAUUGCCUAAAUGUUCAGAUCAAACAUAUGAUUGCCGUCCAAUGCUUAAAUGUUCAGAUCAAACAUAUGAUUGCCGUCCAUUGCCUAAAUGCUCAGAUCAAAAAUAUGAUUGCCGCCCAUUGCCUAAAUGUUCAGAUCAAACAUAUGAUUGCCGUCCAAUGCCUAAAUGCUCAGAUCAAACAUAUGAUUGCCGCCCAUUGCCUAAAUGCUCAGAUCAAACAUAUGAUUGCCGCCCAUUGCCUAAAUGCUCAGAUCAAACAUAUGAUUGCCGCCCAUUGCCUAAAUGUUCAGAUCAAACAUAUGAUUGCCGACCAAUGCCUAAAUGUUCAAAUCAAACAUAUGAUUGCCGCCCAUUGCCUAAAUGCUCAGAUCAAACAUAUGAUUGCCGCCCAUUGCCUAAAUGUUUAGAUCAAACAUAUGAUUGCCGUCCAAUGCCUAAAUGUUCAGAUCAAACAUAUGAUUGCAGUCCAAUGCCUAAAUGUUCAGAUCAAACAUAUGAUUGCCGCCCAUUGCCUAAAUGUUCAGAUCAAACAUAUGAUUGCCGUCCAAUGCCUAAAUGUUCAGAUCAAACAUAUGAUUGCAGUCCAAUGCCUAAAUGUUCAGAUCAAACAUAUGAUUGCCGUCCAAUGCCUAAAUGCUCAGAUCAAACAUAUGAUUGCCGCCCAUUGCCUAAAUUUUCAGAUCAAACACAUGCCGCUUUAGUACCUAAAUGUUUACAGAAAGCUUAUGAUAUUGAAGAAAAGCCGAAAUGUUGCAAACCAACUUGUCAAUCUUGUCCAAUUUCAAACUAUUCAGAACAAAAUGUUUGCGGCACAAAAUUGUCUAAACAAAAUAACGUUUGCAACAAAUAUCCAACAUUUUCAGAAAAAUAUAAUAAAUGCCCCCGCAUACCAAAAUAUUCAGAAAAAAAUGACGUCUGCAAACAAAAUAAGAUAAAUUAUGUACAGAAUAAUGAAUGCUCCCAAACACUCAAAUAUUCAGAACUAAAUGAUUGUUGCCAAAUUUCUAAAUGCUAUGAAGAAAACAAAGAUUGCUGUCCGACACCAAAACUCGUAGGAGAAAAUAAUCUUUGCCAUCAAACGUCAAUGUACUUUGAACAUCCAAAUGAUUGCCAACAAGUGCCAAUGUAUUCUGAACAAAGUAAAAAUUGUUACCAAAGGUCUAAAAAUUCAGAACGAAAUAACCACAGAGAAUGCCCUGUAUAUAAAACAACUUGCCAAGUAGACAAAGAAUUGGAGGAUUGCCAUGUGUCUAGUCCAAGUAAUCAGUAUUGUCAUGUGUAUAGUCCAAGUAAUCAGUAUUGUCCUAGUCAUAUAAAGGAGAACAUGACUGAAAUGAAUGCCAGAAAAACAAGUGGCACUAAAGAGUCAACAAGGACCUGCACAGCCAACUCUACACAAACUUUUCCCCGGAAUAAAUGCCAUAGAAAACUCAAAGAAAGCAAACCGAAAGCAUGUCACAGAGAUGAAGGUGUUCAUGUAAAGUCGAAUUGUUUCGUUAAAUCCAACAUGUGCAAGACAGAUAGCAGUGGCUAUUUAAAAAGUCAAAGUGAAGAUGAAAAUGUCGUCUGCCAGAAGAAAGCUAAGGAAAACCUUGGUACUCAGAAGACUGAACCACGUGCUGAAGACUUCAUUGAACCGUGCAAUUUAACCAAGAAGUCAUCCACAGCUAAACCCAAGUCUUACCAACAAAAGACAUGCAAAGAAAGUUCAAAUAUUGAAUGUGAGACUAGAAAUGACCACACUAAGUCAAUACCUAAAGUAAUACCGUGUAAAUCAGGAAAGAUUUCCCCAAGUCAGGAAAAAGAUGUCUGUCAAAUGUGCCCCAGUACAGGUCACAUGUCUCCGUGUGUGUGGGACGACAUUUCCCCAUGUGAUGGAAACGAUGAAUCUGUAGUCAUACGCAAACAAGAUAAAGACGCAAAGCCUGAAUCACGUGAUCAGGUUAGAUCGCGGGAAACCACGAAAUCUGUAAAGUCUAAACGAAGAAAAAAGAGUUUGCCACAGUGCAAACAGAUGAAACCAGAACCUAGGAAAUCAGAAGACAAGGAAGAGAUGAGUGAGACAUCAAGUUCUAGCAGACACAACAGCAGCAGAGACACACAAUCCUCUUCCACUAGUCAGAGUGAUCACUACAAGAGUUCAACAACCAGCGAUGAAAGUAAGAAUGAUAAAAAAUCAACUUUCAAUGAUGAAAGUAAUACAGAUAAGAAAUCAAAUUCAACAAGAAAAACUCAAGCUGACAAGAAGCCAUUAUCUCUCUGCCAAAGAAAAGAAAAGAAAUCCAAGUUAACCGAUGAAAGUCAACAAAUAAAGAAAGCAACAUCAAAAAGUAAAAAAGAUAAAAAAUCAACUUCAGCUGAUGAUGUUUUUAAAGAUAAAUCAACUUCAAUUAGUCGAAAUAAAGAUAAGAAUUUAACUUCAGUUAUUCCAAAGAAUAAAGAUAAGAACUCUGAUGGUCAAAGUAAAGAUAAGAACUCUGAUGGUCAAAGUAAAGAUAAGAAAUCAACUAAAAAGGAAGGGACUAAGAGAGAUAAGAAAUCAGCCUCAGUCAGUCAAAGUAAUACAGAUAACAAAACAAGAGCAACAGAUAACAAAACAAGAGCAACAGAUAACAAAACAAGAGCAACAGAUAACAAAACAAGAGCAACAGAUAACAUUAAAAAAGACGGCCAAUCAGAUUCUCUUAGUCAAGAUAAGAAAUCUCUUUCAAAGGACGACAGUAAUAAAACCAAAAAGUCGUCAAGCAGUCAAAGUGAUGAAGCAGUAAAGUCAGUUUCCAAAAGUCAAAGUGAUGAAGCAGUAAAGUCAGUUUCCAAAAGUCAAACCGAGGAUACUGUCAGUUCUUCAAGCGAUGACAGUGAACUGGCAAUCAAGCCCUAUCUCAGCAGCCAAAGUGACAACACCAUGACAUCGUCUUCAAGCAGCCAAAGUGAUAACGCCGUGAAAUCUACAUCUUCCCAUGAAUCAACUAAACAAGUUCUGGAAAAUGAAGACAGUCAGGAGACUGAUUCUGCAUGUGCUUGGCGGUGUAAUUCACUUAAACGCAACAACACAAGCAAUUCCUUCCCUAAUGCCAGUUUUAGCCAGUUCAGUUGCCAAACUAACAACAGUUCUGAAGUUGCAGGCAACACUGAUGUCCUUGUCAAUAGCCAAAAGGUAGGAAGCGACUGUAGAAAGUCUAGAUAUCACAAAGUCACAAAAAAGAAGUCAAGCUAUUUCAGAACCAUGCCAUCCGAUCAAAAAUUUCGAUGCAACAGUUCCAGCCAAAAACACAAAAAAUUAAAAUUUAUGUACAGACACCCUAACCGUGUAAAAUCCAAAUGGCCUGAUUGCAGGAGUUUGAAUCCUCGAAGAAAUACUGCAAUGCUCUACCUCGCUGAGACCAAAAGCACACCACAAACAGACUGCUAUCAAAUAAAAGAAACACCAAGCUUUGAAAAGCUUAAUAAACCAAGCCGUGAAGACUACGAACAAAGCAAGCGAACAUCAAAAUGUGAAGCCCAAGCUAAACCUUGCAAUGAGAGGCAAGAGACAUCUAGCACCAAGUCAAAAUGUCUACGUCUAAAGCAGCCAGUUCAAUCCACGAAACAUGACUCUGUUAGAGGAAUGAAACAAGAUAGUGAUUGUUCGAACAUCAGCUGCAAUUCUAUGCAAUGUUCGUUUAGUUAUCAAACUUUGUUGAACUAUUGGCAAACUAUGUGCUCCCAGCAAGAACAGACUAUCUCCGACAUUAAACAUUCCCAGGAGAACGAAAAAAUAUCUCAACACGUUGGCAGCAAAAAGUCGAACAAAACUGAAACUAGAAAACAAAGUAACAAGAAACCGUCAAGUUUGAAAAGUACAUCUUAUUAUAUUAUAGACAGUAGUAGUAAAAACAUAGACAGUUGCAGCCAAAACUUGAGUCCUAAUAAUUCCCAAUCAUAUUCAUCUUCUUUAGAGACUCCUACAAUACUUUAUUCUACAAGCGAUGCCUACAAUUGUCCAGCAUGUAGCCAUCUAACUAACCAAUCAUUUCCCAACAACAUUUAUGUUUGGGAUAAGUCUAAACUUUCUUCUCCAACCCAUCAGGAUUGUCUAUCUCGUAAUGAAGGUUGGAAUCAAACACUGAAGUUAGAUUCAGAUGAAAGAGCAAUACCGAGGGAUAACUUGGGUCCUGAACACUUUGAAACUAAGAUACAAACCUCUCAAUUGAAAUCUUCCAAAACCAACAUUCCAAACCUAGAGAGAGUAAGAAACGUUGUAUUAGCUGAUAGCCAUUCCAGCAACAUCCAGCAAAGUUUAGGUCACAGCCCAAUCCAAAAGAAAUGUACAUCUUCCUCUCCUGGUUGUGACUUGCCCAGCUGCAGCACUGAAUUAGAUCAGACACACACUUUUUCUAAGCGCCAAUCGCGACAUCAAAGAAACGUGAAAGCGCCAUGUUACAAAUGUUCUAAUGGAAAAGAACUCAAGAUGCUUUCAUCUCAUAGCUGUGCUCAAUGUAGAAAACAGACAUCUCCAUGUCACAGCUGUGCCAGACAAACGAAACAGCUGUCGCCCUGUCGUAGUUGUGUUUAUGUAAAUCAGGCCUCUAGUUGUCAAUCGAGUGUUUCUCAAGUUAAAUACGCGUCUCCGUGUCGCAGUUGUGUAAAUGGUAAACAAACCUGCCAGCUGUCUCCGUGUCGCAGCUGUGGAAACGAUAAACAAGCCAGCCAGCUGCCUCCGUGUCGCAGAUGUGUAUAUGAUAAACAAACCAGCCAGCUGUCUCCGUGUCGUAGCUGUGGGAAUAAUAAACAAACCAGCCAUCUGUCUCAAUGUCGCAGCUGUGUAGAAGGUAAAAAAAACAGCCAGCUGUCUCCAUGUCGCAGCUGUGGAAAUAAUAAACAAACCAACCAGCUUUCUGCAUGUCGCAGCUGUGUGAAUGCAAGGAAAUGUGCAAAGAUACAAUCUGAAAAGUGUAUAUGUCCUAGCUAUGAAUGUCAAGCUGACAGUCCCAUGACAUCUCCAGUUGACAUUCAUGGUGACCAAAAUCAUGUGAUCUCUAUGCCUCCAUGUCGCGACUGUAGACAUUCAACUCGAAAACGCAAAAACAACAAAAAGCCUACUAUUAAAACCUGUAAAAGAAAAACUAAUGAUUUAGAUAAUUCAUUCCCAUGCAUGUGCUGUACUUUGCCUUUAGAAGAAAGAUUUCACACCAAACCAUCAUCACAAUGUCGGUCUCAUUGCAAGCCAUCGAAAUCAGCUGUCAAAGAAAACAAGACCACUUUGUCAAUGGUUCUAUCUCCCAAGACUUUGUCAGAGCAUAAACUCUCUUCACAUCCUUCAUCUCCUACUGAACAAACGCGUUCUUCAUUUUGUAUCGAACCAACAAAUCUAGUCACUCUGGAGCAGACUUGGAAGUGUCAACAAAGAAAGUUUUCUAGUCAGAUCUCAAUGUCGAAUGAAAGGCUGAAUACCAGACAUUUGAACGAACCUAGAACAACUAUAGACUCUUUAAGUUACGCUAAGGAUAUAACAGGAGAAUUCGCUAAAUAUGUUUCUCGUACAGCAGAUGAAACAACAAAAUCUGGGAUCACAGAUGAGCCCAAUGUUUGCCUGCCACCAUUAGAAGACAACAAAAUGGUUGGACCUGAGUUGUUGGCCGUGUCUCAAAGUUCAAUACACAAGACAACUCAGGAGAUCUCUAAAGGUCAAGGGGACUUACUGCUUCAAGAUAAGUCCAGUUAUUUACAAAACUGGUUCAACAUUUUAAAUCUUCCAGCACAGAACAGACAGUGUGUCUCUCUUUAUUCAUCCUCUUCCUGCUUGCAGGCUACCCAUGUUACCAGCCCGAGCACUUUGUCUCUCUGCUCCCAUUCGGCACGUCUUUCUUCAUCCACUUUGUCCACUAACUGCCCCAUCUGCCCCAAAACCUGUGCAGGUGAAACUACUCGAGAUGGAGCCACUGAUUCCUGCAAACACGAACACACGCACGAAACGUUGUACUGGGACAAUCCACGUGAUUUAGAUGAAUCCAAAACAAAACUAAUGGAAAGUCUUUCGGUUUCUAAAUCUGUAAGUGAUGAGAUCGAGGUGAUCUCUCUUGGUGAAGAGUGGAAUCAGCAUUGUGGAAGUAAUUCUGCUAAAUCAGAAGAGUGUCAGUCUCAGAACUGUUCUUAUCCUCCCAUCAGUCCUCUACAAGAAGCAGUUCCGGUAUUGGAGAGUUCACAUAGAAGUCUAGAUGUAAAAAUUCAGACAAGAAGUCAUUCUUCCUUUGUUAGUUCCACAGAACGACCUAGCUAUAGAGCAAGAUCCCCAGACAGGACUCACAAGCUACAUAAAACAAACCUGCUCUCUUGUACACGCAAACACACUCAUUCAUUCGCGACACUACCCCAACCUCCUAGCCCAUCCAUGAACCAGUCUUUGUCUGCUGUCUCUCACAGAUUUGGAGACAAAACUGACGUGGACAAAACUGGCGUGGACAAAACUGGCGUGGACAAAAGACAAAGCUUUUUAUGUCAGCCUUCACCCAAUCAAAGAAAACGUCUAUCAAGUUCAUUUCUGAUUUCAAUAAAGAGACCAGAAGUAUCAUCGGUUGCUCCUUCUAAAUGUAACAUGCCACAGUUUCUUAGCCAAUCUCGUAGAUCUAGAAAUAGUUGUCAACGACGUAAGCAUUGUAGUUCUCCAAUGGUCCAAACAUCUGCCAAUGUUACUGUGACAAAUCAGUCAAAAGCACUCAAGUCUUCUUUGACUAGAUCUGUGUUCAACAUUCAAAGUCCUAGUUUACUGGAAAAAAAGUAUUCAACACUUAAUGGUAGAAGUCACUUUUCAAGAGACAAUACUUCCAGGUCGAACCUUGAACCUUUUGGACAGAGUACUAAUCUAGGGAUCAGUCGUAUCAGUGCUGAACUAAAGGCCAAACUUUUGUCACCAUGUGAACAUUCAAAAAUGUCAAUCAACUCAAAUCACUCAAAGGAAAAUGACAUGAAAUAUUUAGAAACUUGUAGCGAAGAAGAAUUUUGGAGAUAUUUGUAUAGAGUUAAAAAACGAAUUCCUACUGAGCACUGGACAGAUACUGAUCUAUAUUUGAAGAAACAUAGAACAAAUUUCCAUGAAAAGAUAAAAACAGAAGGUGUCAGAUGUAGUCUAUCGCAUUGGAUAUGUCACCUAGCCAAACCAAGAGAGCAAGACACUUUUUUAGUUCACAAUGUUGAUAUCAAUCAAGAGAAAGUUUCCACUGACUGCAUUGAACAGACAACUGAAAGUGCAUCUCUUCAUCACACUCAAUACACUCAGUGUCAGGAAUGUUCUUUUCAUAGACAGCUGCCUAGAUGUCAGAGAGAUGACAUAUGUCCCAGCACAGAGACUAGUCAUGAAACUAAAAUCAGAACUCAAUGUCCCAGUACAGAGACUGGUCGUGAAAGUAAAAGCAGAACUCAAUGUCCCAGUACAGAGACUGGUCGUGAAAGUAAAAGCAGAACUCAAUGUCCUGCACCAAGAAAAGAAACAAAUUAUUGUCAGUGUUGUCUGGCUCAUAAACGAAGCCCACCAACUCGCAUCUCUAUUCACAUCAACACAGAUACAAAGAGACCAUGUCAACUCACUCGAGAUGCUUCUAUUACUUUCCAUGAACGAAACAAGAUACAGAAGACAUCGCAGAAAAGCCGUACAAACUCAAACCUCAAUUUCGUGGGUUUUUCGAGGAAAUCUUCUGCUGGCGUUACUGAUUUUCCUGACACUUCAGCAGAAAUGAAGGCAAACUUACUAUUUUUAAGUAAGUUGUUUAAACAUCAUGUUUCUGAAUGUUCAGGACACCAAAAAGUCAGAAAAAACAAAAUUCACCAAAAUAUGUUUCAAGCCAAGCACAAGAAAACAAGUUUUUUAAAUGUACAAACUAAUCGACCAUCAGAUUCUGGCAGUGAAAUAUCCUUCAGCUCUAAUGACUUUCAAAGUCAUACGAAUAGAGCAGGACAACAGAGAGAUCAUCUUUGCAUUCAUCAGAAACCAAAAUCUAAUUCAAAGAUUAGGGGACAAAAAAAGAAUAAAAACAUCGAUUCUGAACAUGAUCGGGAUAUAUUUGAAAGCAAACGAAACAUAGUGCCACAUACGAACAUAACAGGCACAUCACGUGACCCCAUGAAUACAUUAUCCAGGAAGCAUUGUGGGAUAGCAGGUCAAAGUGUCACUAGGAGUGAGUUCGUGGAUUGUUUGGAUGAGGCGCUGAGGAAUGUCAAGAAACAAUGUGUACGUCCUACUCUAUGGGACACAAGAUUCUCAGAACCUCUCGAUGCUUCAACGUGGAGACACAGGGAGGCGGAAAUAACGGAUCUCUUUGGAGAAAUGUUUACAUCACACGAACCAAAAGUUGCUGACGAAUCCACUAGUCAUUAUCCUGAUACAACAAAACAUUCAGUAUGUAAGCAAGCAUCUACUCAUGAUCAUCACUGCCUCAGUCCCAGCUCUACUGACCAUCACUAUCUCAGUCCCAGCUCUACUGACCAUCACUAUCUCAGUCCCAGCUCUACUGACCAUCACUAUCUCAGUCCCAGCUGUACUGACCAUCACUAUCUCAGUCCCAGCGCUACUGACCAUCACUAUCUCAGUCCCAGCUCUACUGACCAUCACUAUCUCAGUCCCAGCGCUACUGACCAUCACUAUCUCAGUCCCAGCGCUACUGACCAUCACUAUCUCAGUCCCAGCUCUACUGACCAUCACUAUCUCAGUCCCAGCGCUACUGACCAUCACUAUCUCAGUCCCAGCUCUACGGAAACAUCUUUGAGCUUAAGUUUCUGUUCAAAUGCCCAAAGUGCCAAUGCUAUCAGAUCAUUGUGUGCACGGACAAGUAGUGCCUUCAAGUAUCCCAAAGAUAACCGAAUCAUCAAAUCUCACGCUCCACUGGAUCCGACCAAGUAUCGAAGUACUUUAAAGAAUUGUGAACUAAUUGAUUCAGAACUAAAUAAUCUCAAGAUGAAGUCGACAUUGAAACAGAAGUUAAUUGCGCGGGCAUGUCAGGAAAACUUCAAAAGUAACCUAAAAAAUAAAAAUAAUUUCUCUUGUCUGGAAGCAGACGUCAAUGUACAUUUCAAUAGGAGAAAAUCUUGUACGCCACUUAUUUCAAAACGUCCGCGCAGUUCAAGACUACAAUUUCUGCUGACGUCUCCACCGGCUACGACUCCAGCACCAAACUCUUUACCAACGAAUCCAUCUAGUUCUGUGAUUUUUACAGACCUCAUUUCUACUAAGGUCAAGAAUGUUCCAGUAGCGAUAUACAGAGACACAUAUGGAACCUUUGAAAGGAGAAGAUAACUUGCCGUCUGCUGUCUGUUUACCUUCAUAAAGCUGAUCAACUUUUCCCUAUUUAAAUUAUUUUCCGGACUCAAAAACUGAUUUACUUUCUGUGACUCUAAUGCAUUGUCAAACUAAAUAGCGAGCAACGAACAAAUCUAAAGAGUUUGUUUGAUAUUUCAAGAAAUGUAAAGAGUUCAUUUAAUUUAUAUCAAAAGUGUUGAUUUAAUAUCAAAAAUAUUGAUUUAAUAACCAAAUAAUUCAUUUAAAGAGUUGAUUUAAUAUAUUAAGCAGUAUAAAGAGCUCAUUUUAUUCUGGUGGGACCGCCUCUGAGUUUGUGUGAUAACACAAACUCUAUUUGUGAUCUUGUGGUUUUUCGUGUGGGCUGGGCUAAUGAAAGUUUUUUUUUCCUAGUGUAGUUUGCUGUUGAGGUACACAUUAAUAUAACUAAGAGAUUCGGUGUAAAAAAAAAUACAUGUGUUUCCUGUUCAGUGGACAGUAUAUCAAUAAGUCUAUGUGUUGACCAGAGGAAAUGUUUACCUAGUGGAUAUCAUUUGAAUGAGUUCUGCUGACAAUUGGCGAAUGUUUGCAAUUCUCGCCUACAAAUAGAAAACAAAACUGUCCUCAGAAACCAAAACAAAGUACUCAGUUUGCUGGAGGACAACUCUUGUCCAAUACAGUUUGGGUUUUAAGAUACAGCAAAAGUUUCACGUUUCUUAUUCAUACAAAUAGUUUAAAUUAGAUUUAUUUUUAUAUCAAUAAUUAUGCGAUUGUUCCCCCUGAGACCAUAUCAAGACAAAAAUAGAUAUUGGUUUACUAUUCUUCUUAUUAGCUUGCACACGUUUCAUCGGUAGAACCCAAAACCUGGAACCUAGACAGGAUUUUGAAAACGGCUCUAAAGAUCUUCCUAGAAAUUUGACAGUUUCUAUCUUUGGAACCAAAAAAUGACUAAUUACUACUCAGGUUUGACCGUAAUCGUAACCAGCGAUUUUUUUUUUCGGGCGGGUUAGGGAGGAAAAAGUGGAGCGGGUUACAUUUUUUAAAAAUAAAAAUCAAUCCUUCA
Molecule: messenger RNA, 13812 nt
Organism: Biomphalaria glabrata
Lineage: Eukaryota; Metazoa; Mollusca; Gastropoda; Planorbidae
Product: serine-rich adhesin for platelets-like
Exons: 5
Coding region: 390-12770 (4126 amino acids)
Source: RefSeq, a predicted model, not a curated record